GAGAUUACGCUUUCAACCGAGUCAAGUUGGCGAACUGAGCGACACUCGUUCUGUUCCUCCGAAGCAUUCAACGUAAGUAGACGUGUUUUUCUUUGUCUCUUCAACAUUUGAGAAAAAAAAGUGAAAAUCCAUAAAAAAAAAUAAAAAGCCAUCUGGAACAGAAAAUUGCUUAAUUAAAUAAAGCUCGCGUUAAAUAAACAGAAAAUCAUAUUUUUUCGAGUUAAUUCCAAGCGCAUUAACUAUAUUUUUUGGUAUAAAAAAAAGUAAUUUUCCGUGAAAGUGUAAAAAUCCAAGAUGGAGGUCAAGAAGGAAUUAACUAGUACGCCAUUGCCACAACGUAACAACGCAACUGCUGCUAAUGGUCCAGCCGCACCAAAUGCAGCACCAAAACCACAGCAAACGGCCAAUCAGCCACAGGGAAAAGCCAAUCCAAAUGCAAAUGCCCCAGCAAAUCAGAAUAGUGUUGAUAAAAAACCGAAUUUCAAUAACAAUAAAAAUAAUAAUCAGAACACGGGCGGCGGUAAUAAUAUGAACAACAAAAAUAACAACGCCAAUGCCAACGCCAACAACGCCAACGCCAACAACAACAACAACAACAACAACAACCGUAAUAAUCAGCGUUUCGGUAAUAAUCGCAAUAAUCGUGGCGGACGUCGUAAUGAUAACAAGAAACUCAGAGCGGGAGUCAAAAAUUUCGAUAAUCGUCGCGGUAAUCAAAACCAAAAUCAGAAUCAGAAUACCGAUCAACAAGGCGAUAAUAACGAGCAACAGAAUCAGAAUAAUUCUGGACCGCCGAAUAACAAUCAGAACAGCAACAAUCAGGGCAACCAGAAUCAGGGCCACCAGAAUCAAAAUCGCUUCAAUGACAACCACGAUGGUCCUCGUCGUUUCAAUGAUAAUAACGAUGGAGGUCGUCGCUUUAAUCGGGAGGAUCGCGGCCGUAAAGGUGAAGACUUCAUGAUUCAACAGAGAUUGCGAAAUUUGUCAGGACCAACACAUGAAUUGCCACCCGUUGAGUACACCGAAGUGAAAUUUUCGGGCCGCAAUCGUUUGUACGUGGGAAAUUUGCCAACGGAUGUAAAAGAAGAGGAUUUGCGUGAAUGGUUCAAACCAUUCGGUGAAAUUAACGAGGCAUUCGUUAACAAUGAGAAGAACUUUGCCUUCUUGAAGGUUGACUACCAUGCAAAUGCUGAACGUGCAAAGCGUGAAUUGGAUGGCAGCGUGCAAAAGAAUCGUCCGAUUCGUAUUCGUUUCGCACCCAAUGCAACCACCAUCCGUGUUAAAAAUCUCACAUCAUUCGUUUCGAACGAAUUACUUCACAAAGCAUUCGAAGUGUUUGGACCGGUCGAACGUGCUGUUAUUGUCGUCGACGACCGUGGAAAGCCAACUGGUGAGGGUAUUGUUGAAUAUACUCGCAAAUCGGGAGCAAUGAUCGCUAUGCGCUACUGCAGCGACAAAUGCUACUUCCUCACAUCGUCUCUUCGGCCUUGUGUUGUUGAGCUCUUCGAGCACAGCGACGACACCGAUGGCUAUCCCGAGAAAGCAUUGAACCGCAAAACCGAUGCAUACCAACAUUCACGCCAGAAUGGUCCACGUUUUGCCGACCAAAAUUCAUUUGAGCACGAGUACGGCACACGUUGGAAGAAUUUGCACGAAUUGUAUAAACAAAAGUACGAUGCACUCAAGCGGGAAAUGUUGCUCGACGAAGAGAAAUUGGAAGCACAAAUGGAAUACGCACGCUACGAACAUGAAACCGAAAUGCUACGCGAACAAUUGAGAGCCCGUGAGAUGGAUAGAGAGAAUCGCAAAACUGAGUGGGAGAAGAAGGAACGUUUUGCAGAGCAAGCACGUAAGGAUACUGAAGAUCAAUUGCGUCGCCGUGAAGAUGAUAUGAACAUGCGAAUCACUCGACAAGAUGACGAACUCCGUCGCAGACAACAACAAAACAACGACUUUUUGAAACAACAAGAAACUAAUUUGUUCAUGCAGGCACAACAGUUGAUGAUGGAUGCAAACGACUUGAAUCAAGGCAAUGUUGUCGCUAACGAUUUUGAGAGCUUGGUUGGUGCAAGCGGAAACGGUGGUGGCAGCAACAAUGGCGGCAACGGCGGUGGCAGUGGCGGCGGCCGCAAGAACUUCAACAACAAUCGCAAUUUCGGCGCUGGAAACAAUCAGGAUUCAGGAUUUAUGGAUAAUCGUAAUAAUGGCGGAAACAACAACCAAAAUCAAAAUAAUAAUCAGCGAGGCAACCGAUUUAAUGACGAUUUCAAUCAAAAGGGUCGUAACCAAGGCCAAGGUAAUAAUAACAUGGGAAAUCGUCGAAACAACAACAACAACAACAAUAACAGCACCAACAAUUUGCAGCACUGGAAUGACCAUCGCACCGAUGGCUUCCAGAAUAAACGUCGUCGUUUUUAAAUCAAACACACAUUCACACACUUCUUGUAACAGCCGUGUUGAAUUUAACUCGAAAUGACAGCUAACAACAUAACUAUUCAACGGCUAUUGAACAAAGAAACACUCCGUUUGAACUGUUGACUUGUAUGCCAAUUUAGUUACGAUGCUAAAUCGUAUGACGAAACUAUUCAUCUAUCAUAAAAAACAUCCUGAUAAAUGGAUGUGUGCAAUUUAACUCUCUCAAAUGAAACAUUUGACGCCGAUUUUGAUCGGCCACACAAAAACAUAUAUAUAUAUAUGCAAUGUUUGAAAUUAUAUUAUCAUGAUUUACAAAUGCCGGCAUAGUACAAUUCUAUUUAUUUGUACUGUCGCCGUAUACACAACUACACAACAUUAUUUUUAUAGUAUUUCCAUAAUAUUCGUAUUUUACGCGCGCAUCAUUAUUUCCAUGAACAUUUUAUGAUAUUAGUUUAGUUUUCCAUUUGAUUUUGACAUUAAGUUUUAUUAUUUUCUGUUUGUUAUUGUCGAUGAAUUCAGUUCAUUUAACAUAACAAAAAAAGCAUUCAAAUUAUUUUGAAACAUAUUCUUGGGUAGAAAAUUGGGGGCAAUCGUUUGCCGUUUUUUUUUCAAUCGACAAAUUAGGACUUUUAAUUUUCCACUGAGAGUUCACAUUUUGAUAUGAACAUUUCAUACACCACCCCAUUCAAACCACAACCAGGAUUCCUUUCGACUACCAAAAACAAAUCUAUUUUUCUAAAUUAUUUUCUUUUGUUUUUUAUUUUCUUUUCAAUACAACAUACGAACGUAACCGAUAAGUUCAUAUUAUGAAGCUAAGUAUAGAUAGUUUAAAUAAUAAUCUUAGAAUAACAUGUGGGCCAGUAGUAUGAGUGCUGGUGGAUAGAUUUUUUUUGUCUAUUGCAUACCGAACCAUAUUUUGAACAAUUAUUUGCAUUGAAUUUUAUUUUCUUUUUCCAUAUGAUGUAUUCGAAUGCGCAUCAUGUGUGCGAGAAAGAAAAUUGAUCUUGUGAUCGAAUUUGUUUGAUUCACAUCAAUCAGAUUCGAUUGUCUACUUCUGGAUAGACUUAAGGUACUAAACAAAAUGAAAAAAAAAACUACUCCAACGCUAAUGAAAUUGACUUAAACUAGAUAUAUUAGUCGCUUAUUUUACCAUAACCACUUAUGAUGAGUUAUCUAGAGAAAGUGACGACACACACACACACACACACAAAAAAAACUAUCAAUUAAAAUAUGAUCUAUGUAAAACACUCGAUUUUAAUAAUAUAAUAAACAUAAAACAUUUCAUUGAAA
Sitodiplosis mosellana (orange wheat blossom midge) is the source of this 3705-nucleotide messenger RNA. RefSeq names its product hrp65 protein-like. The record is from RefSeq and is a predicted model, not a curated record. Gene Ontology annotation, biological process: regulation of DNA-templated transcription. Gene Ontology annotation, cellular component: nucleus. The transcript is spliced from 6 exons. Lineage: Eukaryota; Metazoa; Arthropoda; Insecta; Diptera; Cecidomyiidae. Bases 295 to 2418 code for a protein of 707 amino acids. Gene Ontology annotation, molecular function: RNA binding.